AUGUCUGACUUCCAAGGGCCCAGAAUCGCCAUCAUCGGCAUCGGCAAGGUCGGCGCCGCCGUCGCCUACUCCAUCAUCCACAAGCAAAUCGCCAGCGAGGUGCUCAUCCUCGACCUCAAGGAGGACUUCCAGGACGCCCAGGUGCAAGACCUCCGCGACUCGACCAGCUUCGGCGUCUCGCCGCGCGUCCGCCCGGGCACUUGGAAGGAGUGCGGCCAGUGCGACAUUAUCGUCUUCACCGCCGGCACCAACCAAAAGGCCGGUGAGUCGCGCCUGGCCUUGCUGCAGCGCAACCUGGGCGUCAUCCGCGGCGGCUUCGAAAAGAUGGCGCCCUUCAAGGAGGACGCCAUCCUCGUCAUGGUCACCAACCCGGUCGACAUCAUGACCUACUUCGCCGUCAAGUACUCGGGCCUCCCCGCCAGCCAGGUCUUUGGCAGCGGCACCAUCCUCGACACCACCCGCCUCAAGGAUGCCAUCGCGCAGCGCGCAAAGGUGGCCCCCCGCGCCGUCCAUGCGUACGUUAUUGGCGAGCACGGCGACUCCCAGACCAUCGCAUGGUCCAACAUGGCAAUUGGCGGCAUCCCGGUCGACCAGGUCCUCCCGCUCGAUGCCGAUGAGCGGCACGAGGUGGCCGAGUUCGUGCGCUUCAAGGCCGACCGCCUCAACAAGGUCAAGGGCGAGACGUCGUUUGGCAUCGGCGCCGUCAUCUCGUCCAUCUGCACGUCGAUCCUGCUGGACGAGCGCCACGUGCUGCCGCUCAGCCACUACCACGCCGAGCACGGCAUGUGCUUCAGCAAACCGGCCGUGGUCGGGCGUCGCGGCAUCGUCCGCUCGCUCGACGUGCUGCUGGACGAGGACGAGCAGGCCUCGGUGGAGAAGUCCAUCAACAAGCUCAAGACGGUCGCGUACGCGACAGAGAACCCCGAGCCCGCGAUUGCGAGCCGCCUAUAA
Cordyceps fumosorosea ARSEF 2679 is the source of this 951-nucleotide messenger RNA. RefSeq names its product L-lactate dehydrogenase A. The coding region runs from base 1 to 951 and encodes 316 amino acids. NCBI's taxonomy places the organism in Eukaryota, Fungi, Ascomycota, Sordariomycetes, Hypocreales, Cordycipitaceae. The transcript has a single exon. Gene Ontology annotation, molecular function: L-lactate dehydrogenase (NAD+) activity. The record is from RefSeq and is a predicted model, not a curated record. Gene Ontology annotation, biological process: carboxylic acid metabolic process.